AGCGCAGGCAGCAGUGGGGGCCGGACGGCGUCUCGGUGCGCACUGCGCGGGGAGCAGAGCACGGCCGCCCGCGGAGCCCCAGCCGAGCGGAGCGCAGCCCAGCCGGGCGCAGCGCCGGCCCCGCGCCCGCAGCCAUGCCGGCCGGCCGCGCCGCGCGCACCUGUGCGCUGCUCGCCCUGUGCCUCCUGGGCAGCGCGGCCCAGGAUUUCGGGCCGACGCGCUUCAUAUGCACCUCGGUGCCCGUGGACGCCGACAUGUGCAGCGCGCCCGUGGCCGCCGGCGGCGCGGAGGAGCUCCGGAGCAACGUGCUGCAGCUCCGCGAGACCGUGCUGCAGCAGAAAGAGACCAUCCUGAGCCAGAAGGAGACCAUCCGCGAGCUGACCACGAAGCUGGGCCGCUGCGAGAGCCAGAGCACGCUGGACGCCGGCGCCGGCCGCAAGCAGCCCGGCUCCGGCAAGAACACCAUGGGCGACCUGUCCCGGACGCCGGCCGCCGAGACGCUCAGCCAACUCGGGCAAACUUUGCAGUCGCUCAAAACCCGCCUGGAGAACCUCGAGCAGUACAGCCGGCUCAAUUCCUCCAGCCAGACCAACAGCCUCAAGGAUCUGCUGCAGAGCAAGAUCGACGACCUGGAGAGGCAAGUGCUGUCCAGGGUGAACACGCUGGAGGAGGGCAAGGGGGGCCCUAGGAACGACACCGAGGAGAGGGUCAAGAUCGAGAGCGCCUUGACCUCCCUGCACCAGCGGAUCAGCGAGCUGGAGAAAGGCCAGAAGGACAACCGCCCCGGAGACAAGUUCCAGCUCACGUUUCCUCUGCGGACCAACUACAUGUACGCCAAGGUGAAGAAGAGCCUGCCAGAGAUGUACGCCUUCACCGUCUGCAUGUGGCUGAAGUCCAGCGCCGCGCCCGGCGUGGGCACGCCCUUCUCCUACGCCGUGCCCGGCCAGGCCAACGAGCUGGUCCUCAUCGAGUGGGGCAACAACCCCAUGGAAAUCCUCAUCAAUGACAAGGUGGCCAAGCUGCCCUUUGUCAUCAAUGAUGGCAAGUGGCACCACAUCUGUGUCACCUGGACCACCCGGGAUGGGGUCUGGGAAGCCUUCCAGGACGGCACCCAGGGCGGCAGUGGCGAGAACCUGGCACCCUACCACCCCAUCAAGCCGCAGGGCGUGCUGGUGUUGGGCCAGGAGCAGGACACCCUGGGUGGCGGGUUCGAUGCCACCCAGGCGUUUGUGGGGGAGCUGGCCCACUUCAACAUCUGGGACCGCAAGCUGACCCCGGGGGAGGUAUACAACCUGGCCACCUGCAGCGCCAAGGCCCUUUCCGGCAACGUCAUCGCCUGGGCCGAGUCCCACAUCGAGAUCUACGGGGGAGCCACCAAGUGGACAUUCGAAGCCUGUCGCCAGAUCAACUGACGCUCCAGCGUCGCGAGCCUCCCACCCCUCGGCCCCCGCCCCACCCGCCUCCUCUGCUUGUGCAGCGACCACCCAUCAUCUGUGCGCCCCCACCCCCCACCCCGAAUGACUCCCGGCCGUGGCCCUGCCCACACGCACACGCUCCCCUCACCGCUCUGUUCGGCCUUGGUGCCCAGGAGGCAGGCCUGGCUCCCGCUGUCCCCGAGGAGGGAGGGGCCCUCUCCCUCGGAGCCCUGCCUCAGGACGCAGGUGAUGUGGCUUUCUGAACAGUGCAGAUACAGUAGGUGAGAGGACCACGUGCGUGUGAGUGUGCGUGUGCACACGUGUGUGUGAGCAUGUGUCUCUGGGGGAGACUUUUUCUUUCAGAGCGAGGCACUUCCUCUCCUUCUUUCUCUGUGGCUUUGGGAGCCGUCGUGGCUGGUCAGAGCCUGUCUGUGCCGCCCGCGCCUCGGCCACACGCCUGCGUCUUCCUUAGCGGAGCCCGUGCGGGGUGACGCAUCUCUGAGUCAAUGAUGCCAGUGUCUGUUUGCUGAGGCUGGGGGGGUGCCCGUCCAUGGCUUUGUCUUUGUUCGUAGGAGAAGUGGGUUUUCUCCGAGGGCGGAAGGCAGACAGUGUCCUGGUGGGGGGCACCAGGUGCCAGAGGGGCAGCGGAGGUGGGAGGAGGGUCCAGGCAGUCCUCCCUCAGCCCCAACGUCCUGCCGCUCGUGUCCGAGGGCAGGGCUGGGCCCCGGGGGCCAGCUCGGGCCUCCUCCGUCCCGCCUCCUCACAGCCCAGGGCCUGGGACCCGUCCGCCUUCCAGCCACCAGCUGUUUUGCCACAGCACUGGUGCCCCUGAGAGAGAAGCACCCCCCCACAGCCAGGGAGCCAGCCUCCCAGGCCCCGACUCUGCCUCUGGUAGUAGAAGACCAGAGGCUUCAGGGAACGAGCACAGGAGGGAAAUGCGCGCUCUGAGGAAGACGCAGCCACGCGGGACCGAGGGGACUCACGCAGCCCUUGUGGCACCGACAGCCAUGCUCCUCCCACAGUCGGGCCCAGGGAGCCGGCUCACCCUGCUCUCUGGGGGCAAGGCCCCUGCGGCCGCUCCUGGGCAGCCAGGCUUCCGGGCCGGGCCAGGCCCUGAAACCAACGCCCCCGGCAUGUCCCCGGCUGGUGACACCGAGGCCUGACCAGUGAUUAGAAGCUUUGGGUUUUCUUUUUCCCAUGAAAAGCUGCUACGCGCAUUUCCUUCCAGCCCUUCCGAGGUGGGACGGGUGUGCGUGUGCACACGUGUGUGCAUCGUGUGAGAGAGCACACACUCAGAAGGACCGUGCUGAGGGGGGGCAGGCUCCCUGCUUUUUGCACCACCCGGGGCUCACGCGCCCGAGGGCACCUGGGCCCUGUCACCAGGAGUCUAAGCAGCAAACGCUGGCGAGUCUUUCUAGAAGCCGGCCCGCACCGCCCGGCUCACCUGCAGCCGCAGGUGUUUCUCCAGGAGGAGCAGGUGUCCCGUCUCUCGUCCCUUGUAGGGGCACCUGCCUCCAGAGGCGCAGCCCACACUGCGCUGGAGCCCAGCGCACCCGUGCGUCCGUGUGUCCGUGUGUCUGUGUCCGCGUGGGCGCCUGCACGCUGCCCAGCGCCGCCCCGCCUCGUGCCGCGCUCCUGCGGAGGGGGCGGCCGGGCUGCGUGUUGCGGUUCCGCAGUGGCUUUUUCUGACCCUUGUGCUUCGUCAGAGCCCGUAGAUCGUGGCGCCUGUGGAUCCGCAGGGAUCUUCUCUGUUUUGCAUGUCCCUCAGGGCGGCGUGUCCCUCGCUCGCCCAGCCCGGUGUGUGUCCCCUGCCUGCAUGGACUUCUCUGGUUCUGUGUUUUGUGCCGAGUGCCACCCAUCGUUCUGUGACCAUCCAUGUCGCUUCUGGAAGUGGCUGGGAAAGCCAGCCACGGGUGUCGGAGGAGGACCCGGGAGAGGGUGGUUUCCCUCCCCGCCUCCCCACUCCCCACGCCCACCAAGAAGUAUUUUCCUGUGUAGGAAAGAACAGGCCCAAACAGCACCCAUGGGGGACAGCGAGAGCUCAGAAUCGCCCCUCUAGACCAGACCGCCCACCCUCACUCCAGCCGCCUGGGAGCAGCUGCCAGGCCAGGCCCAGAGCGGCUCGGUGCUCUCCGGUCAGCACCUCCCACCAGCCCCCGCGAUCUCCCCGCCUGACCACCUGCCCAGAGGGUGCGGUGGGAGCUGCCGUCCAGGACCACAAGCCAUUCUCUGCCCCAGCCCAAGAGGGCAGAGCAUCCCCAGACUCUAGGUCUGUGCCCACCUCCUGCCCCUCCCCGGCGCCCCCACGGCGCCGGGGGUGCCAGCUGACAUUUAGCUCCCUCCCCCAACCGGAGCCUGUGCCAAGUCCCCCGACUCCCUCACUGUGUUAACACUUGGCACUUUGCCGCCCCGAGAGAGGCAGGUGACCGAGCCACAAAUCUAACCCCUGCAGUCUCCACCCCCCCUCCCCCGAUCUGAUUGACGCCCCCUCUUGCACUGAGUCACCCCCGCCUCUCUCAGGUAAGCCAUUUUAUAAAACGAGGAGAUAAAGAGCACGGUGGACACAUGUUGGCCUCCGCCGAGCUGACCGCGGCUCCCGGCACGGCCGGGGCGGGGGACGGCCGCCCACAGGCUCCCCCCCCACUUGAAUCGUAAGCCUUCUUGCUUUUGAUAACACGGUAUUAUUUCUCUUACUGUAGAAGAAAAAGUUUAUUACCAAACAAGAGUAUUUUUAUGAAAGAAUAGGACAAACCUAUAAAUUAACUCAACCUCUAUCUCCCUUGAAAACACUUUUCGGGCCCCGCCAAACUGCUGGACUGAAAGCGCAUAUUUUGGAAGAAAAGGGAUGCAUUUUGUAUGCUUUCUUUUCCUUUUGUAGGUUCCCAGUUUAUUUUCCGAGAUCACUCUGUCACCAGCCCUGGGACCUGAGACCAAGGGGGUGUCUUGUGGGCAGGGAGGGGAGGGGAGGGGAGAGGCCGGCCUGAGGUUCACGGUCGUCCGGUGAGCUCCCAGGAGGGGCCACCUGUUUUCACAGGCAUGUCGGGACCAGGGUGUCCGUGGGUCGUGAGAGGUGGACCCGGCGUCUCGGAGCUGCCCUGUCAGGUGGAUGCGUGGCUGCCACUAGGGGUGGGACCCUUUGUAAUCUUGCAGCGCCGAAAUGUGGCCCGAAGCCAUCCUGGCUCCCUCUCCGGACAUAUGGCGGGCAGAGGGGUCCCGCUGAUGGUGGGACACAUGCCGCUUCGGCGCACAGGGGACUCCGUGUGACCGGUCAGAGGGGAACGAGUCGUUCAGGAGAAAAAAAGCCCAAUUCUUAGAGUCCCAAUUUUGUCUUAUUUGCCAAAACAAGAGCCCCCACCAAACAGACUUAGCAACGAAGCAAACCCCCAUGGUCGGUGUUGUUACACUGUACAUACUGUAAAAUAUGGAAGAGGAUCGGUGUGUCUUACUUUUUCAUUAUUUGCUAACCAAAGCUGAACAUUUUUCAUACAACCUGCAGCCUUUCGGCUACCAAAUGGGUCAAAACCGUGGGACCUGCCACCUCCCAUCAGCGAUUCUGGAAAUGCACUAUUUCUACUGGUAUUCUUGCUUUCUUUCUUUUUUCAUUUUCUUGCUGAAACGACAUGAAUUGUUGAGUUUAU
This is a messenger RNA of Artibeus jamaicensis (Jamaican fruit-eating bat), 5053 nucleotides long. RefSeq names its product neuronal pentraxin 1 (gene NPTX1). Gene Ontology annotation, cellular component: plasma membrane; neuron projection. The transcript is spliced from 5 exons. Gene Ontology annotation, biological process: axonogenesis involved in innervation. Lineage: Eukaryota; Metazoa; Chordata; Mammalia; Chiroptera; Phyllostomidae. The record is from RefSeq and is a predicted model, not a curated record. Bases 135 to 1412 code for a protein of 425 amino acids.